This is a messenger RNA of Ceratina calcarata, 2484 nucleotides long. Its product is annotated as solute carrier family 52, riboflavin transporter, member 3-A. Bases 590 to 1942 code for a protein of 450 amino acids. Gene Ontology annotation, biological process: riboflavin transport. Gene Ontology annotation, molecular function: riboflavin transmembrane transporter activity. NCBI's taxonomy places the organism in Eukaryota, Metazoa, Arthropoda, Insecta, Hymenoptera, Apidae. The transcript has a single exon. Gene Ontology annotation, cellular component: plasma membrane. The record is from RefSeq and is a predicted model, not a curated record.
UAUUAGAUUUUUUUUAUCAUCAAAUCUUUAUGAAUUCGUGAAAAGAUUAAAACUGAUGUUAUAGAAGUACUAGAUAUAAUGCAUUUUUACGUCAAUCGUGAACAUGAUUCAAGUGAAUGUACGAGACAGGUGUACUUAGAAAUCCAGAAGUUUGAAUAAAAUUAUUUUAUAUAUGUACAUAUAUAGAUGAAAAUAUAUAUUUUUAAAAUUAUAACUAAAAAGCAGUGCAAUUAUGAAUAUUUAUAAUUGUUUGAAACUUUGAACAUCUUUCAUAUUGAAGUAUCGACGUCUCGUUAAGUGCUAUAAUAAUGAUUAAUUGAAGAUACACAAUUUUAAGUGUACCAGCUUUACUACAGUCGAGGCAAAUUAAAGAGGAGUGAUUCAAACUUUGUAUUUUAUCUGAUAAAUUUUAUUGUACGGAUUAUGGAAGAACGCAAGCUAUAACGAGAUUUCAUCAGACCAGUUUCUCUUUCAACAGCGUAGCUAACAAUGUUGUCCUAAUUAAUAGCAUUUUACAUAAAGAAGUGAAGUAAAAAUCAGAAAAUUCGAGUACACGAUUAAUUAUUUUUGAAAAAAGUAAUAGGUGAGGAUGUUAAUUUGCACAAUCGUACAAAUAUUAAUUCUAUAUUUUUUAUCAUCUAUUCAGAAAUCAAGAUUCGUUUUUCUAUACGUAAAUGGUACAAUGACAAAUGUCGCGCAAGAUUCGAAGGAAUGUAGAGGGAAAAGUUCAAUUGCUGCACACUUUCUCGUGAUAUUGUUCGGCGUAUCAACUUGGAUCGGUAUUAAUGGAAUAUUUAUUCAAACUCCAGUGCUUAUCAACACAUCUCCAGAAGCGUGGAGAUUACCAGCUUAUCUCGUAUUAGUAAUACAAUCAGCAAACUUAGGACCUUUGGUUUACGCGGUUUUACAAUACUUUCACUACAAGAUAAACGAGCCUUGGUGGAUAUUAUGUUUGCUGGUAUCGGGAACAACUGCAAUGGGACUCUUAACAUACUUUCAUUCUGAAACUGUUGUUAUCGCCGGCGAUGAAUAUAGUUUAAUAUUAUUCAUCUUAACGUUUUUCAACGCCUUAGUCGGAUGCUUCAGUUCUGUAUUAUUUAUGCCGUAUCUCCGUAACUUCAGCGAACAAUUUCUAAUAUCCUACUUCAUUGGCGAAGGACUAAGCGGCGUACUGCCAAGUGUGAUUGCGUUGAUACAAGGCAUCGGAGAUACUUCCGAAUGCGAAAUUUCGAAGAAUGUUACUUCAGAUUCGCCCGAUUUAACAUUUUCUUCGAGCGACUACUUCCUCUUUAUUUUUAUUAUAUUAUUUUUAUCGCUAACUGCUUUCGCUAGUCUGGAGUACUUUUCGUUCGUUAAAAAAAUAAAGCGUGAAUCUGAUCUUCAUGCGGACGAUGUUGUAAAAGUGGGCGAUGAUGGAUUAACGAAACAAACGCGUAAUUACUUAUUCACGUUGCUCGCUGUUUGUUGCUUCCUGAGCAACGGUUUCUUUCCUAGCAUACAAUCUUAUUCCUGUUUACCGUAUGGAAACAUGGCAUAUAAAUUGUCAAUCACUUUCGCUCAGUUUGCAAAUCCAACUGCGUGCUUAUUCGCCUACUGGUUGAAAGUAACGAAUGUAACAAUCAUUAAUUAUUUGUCUGGAAUAUGCUUAAUCAUUGGCAGCUACGUUACAUAUUUAGCAGUAAUGUCUCCGUCUCCACCCCUCCAGGCGUCUGAAUUCGGCAUUUACUUAGUUAUUAUAUCAUGGACAGUUUUAGUAGGAUUUAUUUCCUAUUUAAAAUUAAUUAUCGUCUCAAUGUUUCGAAGUGAGAAAUUUGAAAACGUGCUAUUCAACGCAGGCGUAAUUAUGCAAAUUGGUUCUGCAACCGGCGCAAUAUUUUCCUUUAUAACGAUCAACUUCACAAAUUAUUUCGAGAUGCGUAAUAAUUGUGUAUCAAAUGGAUAAGCUGAUAUUUUAAAUGUGAUAUUCUAUUAUUAUAGCACUUGAGUCGAGAUAUCUACUUCAUUGAUUGAUGUACGAAGUAAUUGUUUGUCGAAAUAGCUUUGAACGAGACGGAAUGUAGAACAUAAUUUAUAUUGUACAGAAAUAUUUUUGUAAUUGCGUACGCGUCUGCAUUUAUGAACAAACACAUAAAUGUGAAGAUGCUAAACGAUUGUAAAACGUGAAUGAAUGUUAAAAUUUAUAUAUACAGAAAAUAUUUAAUAUAAGUCAAUGGGACGUUGCGUGAUGUUGGAGCAUGAUUAUUUUUCCUCAAGUAUUGCCUUCCGUUGUAAAGUACUUAUACAAAUUAUGCUUGUUAUGUGUAAAUUCGACUGGCUUCGAAAUUAUACGCCUGAAUAUUGAGAAAUUAUUGUAUUUAUUUUUCCGUCGAGUGAUGACAAUUUGAAACUUAUUUAAAAUAUGAUUUUCAUCAGUACAGGAACUCUCGAGUAUAUUUAGAUUAAAUUGGUGAUUGUCAAUUGAUUUUUAAUAAACUGUUACAUGAA